Messenger RNA from Gasterosteus aculeatus aculeatus (three-spined stickleback), 1767 nucleotides. It is a transcript of the gene fgf10a, whose product is annotated as fibroblast growth factor 10a. NCBI's taxonomy places the organism in Eukaryota, Metazoa, Chordata, Actinopteri, Perciformes, Gasterosteidae. Gene Ontology annotation, molecular function: growth factor activity. The record is from RefSeq and is a predicted model, not a curated record.
AUGAGGGAGGGCUGCCUUUCCCCUCACGAGAGCAAGCUACAGUCAACGCCGCCUACAGUCAACGCCGCCUGCCAAGGAACAAGCGGCACCGCAGACCGCGGCCGAGUCAGCCGCAACACCGCAGGGUUCACCACCACAAGCAGCUGCAGCACCAUCAUCAUUACUGACAACGCCACAUCGCGUUCACCGCGGCCGGCCAUUCUGACACCUUCAGCCCCAGCGAGGUCGUGGGCCCCCAAAGAGAGGAGGUGCAGUGGGUCAGUAAGGGGGAGUUCCUCCCGCUCUCGCUCCCUCUCCCUGCACCCUGCUCAGCAUGCCCCAGCCCCUGAGCACCUCCACAGCUCUCCCAGCUCCACUACCAUGUGUAGAUGGACAGUGACACAAGGUGCACCGGUCGCCUGGUCCUCCGCCUGCCCCUGCUACAGGCCCCCUUCACUCCUCCUCUCCCUCGUCUUCCUCGCCCUGCUCCUCCUGCUCGAGCCCUCCGCGUCGGCGCCCCUGUCCACCUCAUCGCCGGACUCUGAGAAGAACCACGAUGGACCCCGAGGGACGCCCCCUCACGCCUUCAUCUCGCGCCGGCCAACCCCCUCGUCGCCCGCGCCGCCGCACGCAUCCUCUGCGAGGUCGCCGAGGGCGACCAACGUGUCGUCGUCGUCCUCUGCCACCGUGGUCGGGCGCCACGUGCGGAGCAGCUACAACCAUCUGCAAGGGGACGUGCGCAGGAGGAAACUGUUCUCCUUCCAGAAAUUCUUCCUUCGCAUCGAUAAGAAAGGAAAAGUUAAUGGCACCAAAACUGAGGAUGAUCCAUACAGUAUGUUGGAGAUCAAGUCAGUGGACGUGGGAGUCGUGGCCAUCAGGGGCCUCAGCAGUAACUACUACCUGGCAAUCAGCAAGAAGGGCGAGCUGUACGGAGCGAGGGACUUUGGUCCGGACUGCCGCCUGAUCGAACGCAUCGAGGAGAACAAGUACAACACCUACGCUUCAGCAGAGUGGCGCAACAAGAAAAAGCACAUGUUUGUGGGACUGAAUGCCAACGGCAAGCCGAUGAGGGGGAAGAAGACUCGUAGGAAAAACACUGCCACUCACUUCCUGCCCAUCGUGGUACAACCGCGGUGAACGGACGUAUUGAGAGGGAGCUCCGCUCCGCGCAGGCCGCCGGACCUUUGGGGAUUUACGGCGACGGCUACAUUCUACAGAUCUGAAUCAGAUCUGAAUGAUGCACUGAGGAGGAACGCAACGGAAACCUACGGACAUAUUUAUCUCGGUUGGAUAAAAGACGUUUCUAUAUUGAAAGAAAGAAAUAAAAUAUAUUGCCUUACAAUUAUUUUCAGUUUUAAGUUAUCAUGUACAUUGUCACAGUAGAAAAUAUGAAAAGAAAUGACUUCUGUGCCAAAUGUGAUUAGUAACUCACAUUUCUAGAUUUGUGUACAUGUAAUUUGUGUGAUGGGGAUGAAACUAAAUGACAGAAAGAUGUGAGAGAUGAAAGGAAAGAAGAAGUACAGAUAGAAAGCUGACUGACAGAAGAGCAGGAGGAAAGAAUAAAAAGCCCAGAAAUUAAAAUAAUAGUUAAGAAGCAACAUCACAACAGCAAGUCUAACACCAUCAUAUUUCUUUAAAUUUAUUUAUUUAGUGUAUUAUUUAACAAAUAAGAACAAAAACAGAAAAAAGGAUGAACUUUGUCUUUUUUUUUUUUUUACCAUUUAUGCUUGUCUAUUGAAUACCUAUCAUUUAAACCUGAAUAAAUAUAUAAAAUAUAUUUGUCUUUAA